AUGAUAUUUAUUAUUAAUAAUAUUGAGUUCAGCCAUGAGGUUUCGGACAAGGAAAAAUUACUUAAUGAAGAACUACAGUUGAAAUUAAGAAGAUCGGAAUCUCGGGUGCGUCCUGCCUACUUCAGAUCAAUUUCAAUCAAUUCCUCUCAGGGUUCUGGCCAGCUGAGUAGGAAAGGGUCGAACCGAACCUUGAACUCAUUUCGUCCCGACAGCAGCCGGUUUAUCAAUAGUGAACAGAGCUUUAAAUUCAGGCGGAAACCCUGCGUUGAAAAUGAACCCGGUAGAAAAGUUGGGCCACUAAAAUCAAAGCCUUUAGAUGUAAAUAUCGCACACUCUGUACCUAAAUCUGUUCAACCCCCCACCAGAGCAAAAUCUGCGAGUACCUCUAAUCUUAAAUCUGCCAAAACAUUGGUUCGUCCGACAUCUGCUAUCACCCCCCUGAGACCUGCCAACUCAAAACUUGUUCGAGUGAAUUCCGCAAAAAUCUACCACGCUUCGACAAUGCCGCGUUCAUCGUCCAAACCUGUAAAUGUGCCAACCAAUCCUGAACUAGAAAAUGUACAGUCUCGUGUACGGUACAACAGGAAUUAUCAACCACCAAGGAGGAGAAAGCUACAGGAAAAUGAAAAGGAGAACUUUGUGACAGAAAACGACAAAGGUUAUGAGGUAGACACCUUCAGUUUACUAACCAGGGAGGCUGGAUCUUAG
Eurytemora carolleeae is the source of this 708-nucleotide messenger RNA. RefSeq lists its product as uncharacterized. The transcript has 7 exons. Bases 1 to 708 code for a protein of 235 amino acids. NCBI's taxonomy places the organism in Eukaryota, Metazoa, Arthropoda, Copepoda, Calanoida, Temoridae. The record is from RefSeq and is a predicted model, not a curated record.